AUGGCCUUCACCGACCCGCAGUGCAACCAUAACCUAGCCUCCAAGUCCACGGGACUUUCCUACCCCUGGGAAGAUUCAAGGUCCAGAGAACCUCUGGCCAGAGCUCCUCAGAGGCUCCUGCAGGCGGUGAUGGCUUGCCUCAAGCCAUCUAGUCAAGAAGCAUUUUUUGAGCACCCACUAGAUAGCAGUUCUAUGGUUGGGAGAAAGCAGAGCCAGGACUCAAGCCCAAGUCCUAGACUCUCUGUCCAGUGCUCCCCUCCACCAUGGCCUGCAGGCUCCUGGCUGCCACCUCCUUCCCAGUUUUGGAGUGCCCUCCAUGGCCCUUUCUCUCUGCAGAUCCAGAGGAAUGCCUACUCCAUCUUCUUCGACGAGAAGUUCUCCAUCCCCCUGGACCCUGCAGCCCUGGAGGAGAAGAGCCUGCGGUUUUCUGUUUUUGGCAUUGAUGAGGAUGAGCGGAAUGUCAGCACGGGGGUGGUGGAGCUGAAGCUUUCUGUGCUCGACCUCCCGCUGCAGCCAUUCAGCGGCUGGCUCUACUUACAGGACCAGAACAAGGUCGCCGAUGCUGUGGGUGAGAUCCUGCUCUCCCUCAGCUACCUCCCCACGGCCGAGCGCCUCACCGUGGUGGUGGUGAAGGCCAAGAAUCUCAUCUGGACCAAUGACAAGACCACAGCAGGUAAGGCCCUGCUGGCUGCCGGGCUCCUCCUUGCAGCUGGUGACUACGAGGGCAAAGUGGAACCUGUCCCCCUGUUCCCGGAAGAUCGCCCACACCUGGCAUUGUGCCUAGCGUUCAGCGGGGGUGUCAUAAAUACCUCCUGA
Molecule: messenger RNA, 816 nt
Organism: Hipposideros armiger (great roundleaf bat)
Lineage: Eukaryota; Metazoa; Chordata; Mammalia; Chiroptera; Hipposideridae
Exons: 5
Coding region: 1-816 (271 amino acids)
Biological process (GO): calcium ion-regulated exocytosis of neurotransmitter; synaptic vesicle endocytosis
Cellular component (GO): exocytic vesicle; plasma membrane
Molecular function (GO): calcium ion binding; phosphatidylserine binding; calcium-dependent phospholipid binding
Source: RefSeq, a predicted model, not a curated record